Molecule: messenger RNA, 1662 nt
Organism: Drosophila arizonae
Lineage: Eukaryota; Metazoa; Arthropoda; Insecta; Diptera; Drosophilidae
Product: tetratricopeptide repeat protein 17
Biological process (GO): actin filament polymerization
Cellular component (GO): actin cytoskeleton; cytoplasm
Molecular function (GO): protein binding
Source: RefSeq, a predicted model, not a curated record
GCUGUUAACCUAACAUGCCCUAAAAAUGGGCAGAGUACAAAACAAACUACUGUCGGUGUGUUUAUUUACAUAUCAAAAAGGAAGUCGAUGUGAAUGUUAUUACCUGUAAAUCGACUGGCAGACAUCUGCAACGCGAGUAAUCACAGCACAACCAAUGCAUAAUGAGACUAUAUCCGUAUUUAGUUGCCGUCUGCUGCAUCCACGUGCUUUAUGCCUGUAACCAUUGGGUGCUCAACGAUGAGCAAAUUGUCCAAAAAUUGGAUUCGCCCUUCUUUAUGCGUGAGCCUCAUAAUUUGAUUGCCUUUCUGGAGCAGAUACGCUACAAUGAGUACGUGGAGCGUAGCUACUUGGAGCUGUUGCGCAAACGUGAGCAAAUUGUUGAACAUUUACGCUUUUCCAUGCGCUUCGGCGAGGAUCUGGCCGAGCAGGCUAAAUGCGCCAUGGACUACUAUCUGCUAGAGAAGCGCAUGUCUUAUCUGAAGAUAACACCGGAUCAGCUAAAGCGCAUCAAUUUGCCGGAGCACCGUGAGUUACAGCAACACAUGCCGCAUGGCGGCUUCAAAAGUAAAGCCAAUCGUGAUCAGGAGCCAAUUUGCAAAAACUAUCAGGAGUUAGGCGUGGGUCCAGCGACAUAUGAUCAUUUGGAUAGCUUCCAGCCGGAGGUGCUGGAGUCCGCAUACGUAGAGCGGGAGCAUGAUACGAACAUUGGCCAAGCCACCGUUGAGCUGACGCGUCGCUUUGCUCUAGAGGGUCUACAAAGGCAGCCCGAUUCAUGGAAAUUCCAUACUCUAAGCUCCUACUAUUGGCGGAUGCGUGGCAAUGCGUUGCAGGCGUUACCCUGCGCGCGCCUUGCAGUUAUGUUAGCUCCACCCGAACACAAAGACAUUCCACUCCUAAGUCUCGGCACCAUUCUCUUUCGCAUGGGCCGACUGGCCGAUGCAGAUCUGAUAUUGAGUGCGGCGGUGGAGCACGCACCGCUCGUGGCUGAGAAUCAUGUGGUGUUGGCCUCGGCGCUGGCCAUGAAACAUGAUUUCAAUCGUUCGCAGUUCCAUUUCGAUGAGGCGGAACGUCUGGAUCCAAGUACCCUGCCACGCACACAGCAGGUGCGGAAUUUCAUCACCUGCUUGGAGAAUCUCACAAAGAAGACAUCGAAAAUGUACAGCUAUGUAAAGUACAUGAAGAACGAGCUGAAGGAGUUCAAGAAGCUGAAGCAACGUAUUUUCCAAAGCCACGAGCGAUUAGUCCAACAGCAAUUACCACUGGGCGCACGCCGCUUCCUCGAUUCGCGAGCCAACAACGAGGAUUUGCACCGGCGGGGACAAUAUUGCAGUACCCGGACACCGAAUGGUUCCGAUGAGCCGGUCCUCUUCUGUGACUUCUACUCGGACAUGCAGAUGCGCUUGGAGAGCAAGGACAUUGACAUCGAGGUGCUCGAGCGGGAUCUGAUGGCCAGCACGGAAAGUGUUAUACGCCAAGUCUCCACCGAAAUACGCAAGCAAUUCAAUUUGGAGCAGCUGAAGGCAGCCAAGGCACAAAUGCCCGCAAAAGCUACAAAGUCUACGUAGUUGGAGUCGGAGACAUCCAAGCUUUUGCUUUCCCUCUCUUCCAGUUGCAUUCCAUAAAAGCGAAAAGGAUGGCAAGAAUGGAAAAUAUUAAGAUAAU